Messenger RNA from Salvia miltiorrhiza (redroot sage), 789 nucleotides. Its product is annotated as probable serine/threonine-protein kinase PBL5. Gene Ontology annotation, molecular function: ATP binding; protein kinase activity. NCBI's taxonomy places the organism in Eukaryota, Viridiplantae, Streptophyta, Magnoliopsida, Lamiales, Lamiaceae. The record is from RefSeq and is a predicted model, not a curated record. Gene Ontology annotation, biological process: protein phosphorylation.
GACUCAUGUCUCUACCAGAGUUAUGGGCACAUAUGGAUAUUGUGCCCCUGAUUAUGCAAUGACUGGCCAACUCACCUUCAAAUCGGAUAUCUAUAGUUUUGGUGUUGUUCUUCUCGAGAUCAUCACGGGCAGGAGAGCCAUUGACAAUAGAAGAUCUGGUCCAGAGGCAAAUCUAGUCUCAUGGGCAAGGCCGUUAUUCAAGGACCGGAAAAGAUUCCACCAAAUGGCUGAUCCGUCAUUGGAAGGGCAGUACCCAGUGAGAGGGCUGUACCAAGCUCUAGCAAUCGCUGCAAUGUGUGUCCAAGAGCAACCGAACAUGAGGCCUCUUGUUGCUGACAUUGUCACAGCCCUGAACUAUCUCGCCUCGCAGACUUAUGAUCCGAGCAUCCACGGGGUCGCUAGAAGCCCUACUCGGCGUAGCAGAUCAAAAGGAGAUGCCGAACUCAACCACCACAACGACAACCAAUUCCGAGGACGGCUGAGUAUCUAGCUGCUUCACACUCUCAUCAGUUUUGACAUCACAGAUGGUACAUGGAGUUUACUCCUACUCAACUCUUUAUGUAAAUCCACACUUUUGGAGAAAUAAAUAUAUACAAGUUAUAUAAUAUUGAGGUAGUCAACAAUCAACAUCGGCUUUUGUAAUUUCAUUUUUCAGAAAUUUGUUGCUGCUUACAGAGAUAGAGGUAGGCUGUUUUAGGGCUUUGUUUAUGUUGUUGGCUUUUUCACUUGGACAAGCGAAUGUGCAACUUAUUUUUCUACGUUUAUUGAAUUUUUUUAUGGUGAUGAUUA